Rosa chinensis is the source of this 4591-nucleotide messenger RNA. RefSeq names its product UDP-glycosyltransferase 84B2. The record is from RefSeq and is a predicted model, not a curated record. Bases 3062 to 4486 code for a protein of 474 amino acids. NCBI's taxonomy places the organism in Eukaryota, Viridiplantae, Streptophyta, Magnoliopsida, Rosales, Rosaceae. Gene Ontology annotation, molecular function: UDP-glycosyltransferase activity. The transcript has 2 exons.
GACCCCUACUUAUUCUAUACUGACAACUAUAUUUUGUAGGGUUAAAUUGCACGCUUGUUUUUAGCGUAUCACAUCCCAACCAUAAUCCCCAUAUUCAUCAUCCUCAAAAUGUGGCCUAUAAUCUUCAUCUGCAGAAUCAUCAUCUCCAUUAUGUGCCCCAUCCUCUUUAUAAUCAACCUCCACUCUUCCUUUCUUCCUAAACUCACCAACUUUAAUGUCGAACAGAUUCUCACUCUCACUGACCUUUUGUUUACCUCUAACCUUUGGAUCCAAGGUAGGUGUUCUACUUGCUUGAGUAGGUAUGCUGCCCUCCCCAGUCCACUCUCUAAUCACAAUCCCAAGCUCUUUCUUGGCUGGUCUCUCUAUCACACUUUUUCUUGAUGAAUCCCGAAGCUCUUUUAUGAUAACCCCAGGUUUCUUUCUUGGUGAAUCCGGGAGUUCUUCAAUCAUAACUCCACUCUUCGAACUAGCUUGACUUACAAAAAAAUCUGCCUCCCCAUCUUCAUACAUAUAGAACUCUUCAUCCGAGUUAGGUUCUUCAUAGUCAUCAUGUAGGUCCAAGUGAUCCAAGUAGAUGAUGACUAAUCGGAUUUCUGGUACACAGCAACACAUAGUAAUUGCGUCCUGGUAUGUGUUAAUCUUAGUCAUAGCGUCACUCUCAUUCCUUAUACUGUACCAAUAAUCUAUUCUCCUUCCAUUGUAGUUUUGGUUUAACCCUCUGACCAUCCCAUCAACCACGAUCUACAAGUGACAUUCGAUCCCUAUCUACAUAGUCAUGCAUAGUAGUUCACUUGACCACUAAUAUAAUUGCUUCCACUGAUGUAUCCACCAUGAUACAUCUUGACGGUAAAGUAAUCUAGAUGAUCUGCAACACAGAAAAGGAUUUAAUAAGCACUAUAUUUAAUGCAAAACAACCAGACAACCAAACAAUUGAAUGAAUGAGAAGCACUACAAGUCCAAUAAAACAACAACUUUUAAAAGCACUCUAGUCAAGUUUGUUCUUUUGUCCACAUUAGGACCACACAUAAAGCAGCUCCCCAACACAUGCAUUCUUUAUACUUUAACCUACUUUAAUCCAAAAUUUAUCUAAACCUUAAACAUAAACAGACAAGUGCUCAAUCGAAUAUGAAAGAUGAAACAAUAAAGCUACACACUUUGUCAUUUAUAAACCCAUUCCACCCACAAUCAAACCCCUAAAAUAUUCAUUCACAUUUCCAAACACCAAAUCGGAAGCAUGUUAAUUUAAUCCACAAUGUCUAUAAACAGUCAACGCAAACAGACAAGAAAGUUACAAACUUUGACAUAUGUGAACCCAUUCCACCCACAAUCAAACCCCAAAAAAAUUAACCCACAUUUCGAUACACCAAAUCAAAAGCUUCGAAGACGGCUAAACGAUGCCCUAAACCCUAAAUUAUAGCAAUAACCCCAAAACCCAUUCCUAAUCGAACACCCAAACCCUUAAAAAUUCAAAACCAUUAUUGAAGCCACUCUAAUCGAAAACCCGAUUCAAAAUUUUCAAAACAAAAACAACUCACCAUAUUUAGGGAUUUCGCAGCACCCGUCCCCCCCCAAAUUUCGGGGUCUCCAUUCAUCGCUUCAAAUGGAGGAUUUCCUUGAUAGAAUUGCCCGAUUUUAGGAUAGAGUUUGGUAGUGUUGGAUUCUGGGUGGCUAGAUUUUAGGGGAGAGUUAGGUCUCUCAGGGAGGAUUUUAGGAGAGUUCGAGGUUUGAUUUUGUUUAAAAUGAAUUAGCCUAAUCGAGUGGAGGCUGAUGGAACUAUUAGGGGUAGAUUAGGAAUUUACCCUUCGUGUGGGCCUGUUAGAGCCAGGUCAGCACUUGACAUCGGUUUUGGAUGGCCUGCGAAAUUUUGGUCACGUCUGAUCAAAAUUGGGACCUCAGGGGUGUUGUUGAUGACAUUAGAAGGACAGAGCUUGACAUGAUGUCGAGGGUAAACCAUAGGGUACUAAAUUGAAAAUUUUUCAUAGUUUAUAUUAUUAAACUACAAGCUAAAAAUAAAAAAAUAUCCUCACUUUUUCAAGUUUAAGGAGGUCCUCUCUAGAUCCUCCAUACACACACAAGAAUAUAUAUAUUAUUCUCUAACCAUUUUUCACUUAUGUUUCUGUCUUUGCCUUUCCUUAUCAUCAAAGGAGAUUAGGGACUUAAACUCUGUUACAGAGCCACCUCCUUGUUCACUUAUGUUUCUGUCUUUGCCUUUCCUUAUCAUCAAAGGAGAUUAGGGACUAAAACUCUGUUACAGAGCCACCUCCUUGCUUCUUAUUUCAGCUGAUAGUGCCCGGCCACCUUCAUUGACCAACAAAACGAGGCCAUUAGGGUUUAGGAUGACUUGGCUACAGUGCAGUCCAAUAUUUUUAUGGAAGACAUAUUCAUCAUUCUUCAUUAUUGAAUCCUAUCGAUAGGAAACUGCUUUGAGUUCUUUAGUAGUCACCAACAAGUGACCCCCAAAAAAAAAAAACAAAAAAUUAGUUACUAACCACCGGCCUUGGUCUUUGUUAAUUAACUACUAAGCUCCUCAUCAAUACUACUAAGACACAAUAUUUGUUGUCAAACUAUUAUGCAGAACUACCCAAACAAUCUUUUACGAGAAAAAAAACAGUCUCUUGAAGAAGAGUAUCAAGAAAACAAUACCCUAUAUCUCCUCCAAAAGCUUCACUCCAAUCCAAUCUUAGCCCAAAUCAGAGACUCCAUUCCAUUCUGCAAGCUUAUCCUUAUCACGAAUAAGGAUAAUCCUUCCUUUGCAUCAAUGUCUCCAUCAACACACUCAUUAGCCUAAAAAAAACAGAGGGCUUCCCAGGCAAGCAAUUAAGCAAAGCCAAUCCAAGAUCCUGAUUCCCAGUCCAUUAUUGGACUGCAAAAUCAUUCAUUGAGAAACAGACCAAAACCAGAGAAGUAGCCAAGAUAGGCUGACCAGACCAUUGCUAUCCUAAGUCCUAACCCUACCCAAAACCAUUUUUUUUAAUAAACAAAUCUUACCUCCACUCAUUGCCUAAAAUAGACUCGUUUAUUUCUUGUUCCCAUAUUUCUGGCAAACUCAAACACAGAAACAAUGGCUUCAGAUUCAGAUCAAGAACCAAAGCAACUCCAUGUUCUACUAGUAGUUAUCUUACAAGCCCACAUAAACCCCAUGCUCAGGUUCGCAAGGUGCUUAGCUUCGAAGCGCGUCCACGUCACUCUGGCCGCCACCGAAACCGUCAGAAACCACUUGCGCCACCGCUCCAACCUCUUCGCCACCGCAACCAAAGACUCCAUGACUGAAUUCCAGUUCUUCUCCGACGGCCUCACCGCCGAGUUCGACCGUGACAAAAACGCCGAGACCUUCGCCACCCUCCAAGCCGUCAGCGCCGAAAAUCUUUCCAAACUCAUCAGAAACUUCUCCACCAAGAAAUCAAAACUCUCCUGCAUCGUCUUCAACCCCUUCGCACCAUGGGUCGCUGAUGUGGCCGCGGAGCACGGAAUCCCCUGCGCAUUGCUCUGGAAUCAAGCCUGUGCAAUCUUCUCCAUCAACUACCGCUACUACAAGAAUUUACUAAACCCUUUUGAGCUCAUGGAGUGUCCGGGAAUUCCAAAUCUUCAAGUCAAUGAUCUUCCCAGCACUGUACUUCCUUCAACUCCGGUUCACUUCAGAAAACUGAUUUCCGAUUCAGCUCGGUGCGCCGAGAAGGCCAGCUGGGUGUUAGGGAACUCAUUUUACGAGCUUGAAAGAGAAAUCAUAGAUUCAAUGGAAUGUCUAGUUCCGAUUUGGCCAAUCGGGCCGUUGGUCUCUCCAUUUCUGCAAGGAAAGAGUGAAGCAGAUGAUGAUAGUUUGGAUUCUGCUGUCCACGCUGACGUGUGGGAAGCUGAAGAGUCGUGCAUAGAGUGGCUGGACAAGCAGACGCCGUGCUCUGUUAUUUACGUCUCGUUUGGAAGAGUGACUGUAUUGUCGCAGAAGCAGAUUGAUAAUAUUUCCACGGCGUUGAAGAACAGUGGCAGGCCCUUUCUCUGGGCUUUGAAGCCGCCGGCGGAAGGGUCUAAGAGGGAUUCCGGCGAACUGUCAUGUGGGUUCUUGGAAGAGACCAAAGAGAAGGGAAUCGUGGUCACAUGGUGCUCACAGGAGAAAGUGCUUAUGCACAAGGCUGUCGCAUGUUUUAUGACUCACGGAGGGUGGAACUCGGUCCUCGAGACCGUGAUUUCAGGAGUGCCCGUGAUAGUUUAUCCGGAGUGGACGGACCAACCAACUAAUGCCAAGCUGUUAAGUGAUGUUUUCAAGGUGGGUGUGAGGGUUAGGAUCAAUGGCGAUGAAGAAGACGGGGUUGUUAGCGCAGAAGAAGUUGAAAGAUGCAUCGAGGAGGUUAUCGAUGGGCCAAGGGCAGCAGAAAUGAAGAAAAGAGCCAUGGAGUUGAAGGAAGCAGCAAACAAAACAUUGGAGGUUGGUGGUUCUUCUGAUCAGAAUAUUAAUGAAUUCAUCAAGGAAAUUUCUGCAAAAUCACUGUAACAUUAGAUAUUGAUUCAACAGUAGAGUCGAACUUAACCAUUUUUGUUUAGUGUUAUUGUUUUUGAUUAUUUGGUAGUCACUGUGAGACUGAGAAGUCGUUUUUUU